Molecule: messenger RNA, 1579 nt
Organism: Daktulosphaira vitifoliae (grape phylloxera)
Lineage: Eukaryota; Metazoa; Arthropoda; Insecta; Hemiptera; Phylloxeridae
Product: aminoacylase-1-like
Exons: 8
Coding region: 192-1397 (401 amino acids)
Biological process (GO): amino acid metabolic process
Cellular component (GO): cytoplasm
Molecular function (GO): aminoacylase activity
Source: RefSeq, a predicted model, not a curated record
AUUUAUCUUUCUUAAAUAUUAUUUUACUUUAAAUUAAGAUCAAAUACCAUGUAUUUUUUUUUAAUCUAUACUGUUAUCUAAAGUGUAGUUGUGUUCUAUUUUAUUUUACUUACCAAUAGAAUAAUAUUACAAGUGGAACUGUCUAAAGAUAUUUUUUUUAUUUAAAUAAACAAGAAGCAAAAAGAAUUAAAAUGUCUUCCUUCAGUGAUAAUAGCGAACAUGAAGCUGUCUCUAAUUUUAGGGAAUAUCUUCGUAUACCAUCAGUUCAUCCAGACGUUGAUUACAGCAAGUGUGUAGAAUUUAUAUUGAGACAAGCUCAAAGUCUUGGUUUACCUUCCAACAUCUUCUAUGUGGCACCAGGAAAACCAAUUGUAAUAAUUACUUGGACUGGACAAAAUCCAGAACUCCCAUCAAUUCUUCUUAACUCUCACAUGGAUGUAGUUCCAGUUUAUCCAGAAAAAUGGACUUAUAAGCCUUUUUCAGCUCAUAAAGAUGAAAGUGGGAAUAUUUUUGCAAGAGGAGCUCAAGAUAUGAAAUGUGUGGGAAUACAAUACAUAGAAACAAUUAGGAAAUAUUUAAAAGAAAAAUUAGCCUUUGAUAGGACUAUUCAUAUAUCAUUUGUUCCAGAUGAAGAAAUUGGUGGAGUUCUAGGUAUGGGGACAUUUGUAAAAUCUCCAGAAUUUUCAGCUUUAAAUGUUGGAUUUGCAUUAGAUGAAGGACUUGCAAGUCCAGAUAAUAGUUUUUCAUUGUAUUAUGGGGAACGGACUCUUUGGCAUCUUAAAAUAAAAUGUACGGGGUCUCCUGGACAUGGAUCUUUACUUCAUGAAAAUACAGCAGGUGAAAAGCUACAUUUUAUAAUCAAUAAAUUUAUGAAUUGGAGAGAUAUUGAAAAGUUAAGAUUAAAAAAUAGUGAUCUUGGAAUUGGUGAUGUAACAUCUAUAAAUCUAACUAUGCUAGAAGGAGGUUGUCAAGUAAAUGUUGUGCCACCCGAACUUUGUGUAUAUUUUGAUGUACGACUAGCUAUUGAAGUUAAUAGUGCUAAAAUGGAAAACACAAUUAACCAAUGGUGUAAUGAAGCUGGUGAUGGUGUGACCCUAGAGUUUAUAGAAUGUAAAGGUACACAAGUUCAACCUACCAAGUUAAAUGAAGAAAAUCCUUAUUGGAUUGCAUUUAAAAAACAAUGUGAUACAAUGAAUUUGACUCUUAGAACUUGUAUAUUUCCUGGAGCAACUGAUAGUAGAUACAUUAGAGAGAUUGGUAUUCCAGCAUUAGGAUUUUCACCAAUAAAUAAUACUCCAAUUCUUCUUCAUGAUAAUGAUGAAUUUUUAAAUGAAAACAUAUUUCUUAGAGGAAUUGAGAUUUAUUAUAAUAUAAUUAAAAGUCUUGCUUCAGUUUGAAGUUUUAUUAUAGAUAAAUAAUGAUAUUUUUUGUUUUAUUCUAUUUUACUGUUUUAAAUUUACAUUUAUAAAAUAUUAGUGAUUUAAAUAAAAAUUAUUUUAUGUCAUCACUUAAAAAUGUUGUAUCUAUAUAUAUUUUUAAAUAAUAAAAAAACAAUGAAAUAUUGUUGUAUUAAUUAUAA